CCUUCCAAUCAAGCCAAACUAGCGCCUAAACAAAUGAGUUGUCCUGGAAGCAGAUCUUAAGUUUCUAACCUACAACCCUAAAAAGCUAUCCUCUCAAACAAAACUAAACCCAGCAAUUUCAAACUUUACCCAUACAAAAUUUCAGCCAAAUCAACAUUUAUAUAGAACAAAAAUCUCAUCUUUCAACAUAUUUAUCUCUAAGGUUUAUAUCUUCUAAUCAUCUUAUAUUGUUUGAAACAGAAGAAUGAGAAAAUAACCUUUCGAUGCAGGUGAAGAUCAAAGCACUGUCUCUCGGUCUCUUUUCGUCUGUGAAAAUGGGUUUGAAUAUCCUUAUAGGUAUCUUCACAAGGUAUAGAAGAUAAAUGAUGGGUCUUUGCAAGUUGUUUCUGAGCCAUUGUUUUUUUUUGAGUGAUGCUGGGUUGAAAGGAAACGUGUGAACGGAAGUAAAGGUUUUGAGUGAUGCUGGGUUGAAAGAAACGUGUGAACGGAAGCAAAGGAAACGUGUGAACGGAAGCAAAGGAAACAUGAUGUUAGAUAUGGAGGAAGAGAAGAAGGGCAUUAGAGGCAAUGGCAAGAUGGUGGAGAAAGAAAAGGAGAAGAGCAAGCAGCACCAACGAGGAGGAGUCAGAACCUUACCUUUCAUCCUUGCAAAUGAAUUGUGUGACAGAUUUGCAAGCGCUGGUUUUCAUGCAAACAUGAUAAACUACCUUACGCAACAAUUGAACAUGCCAUUGGUUUCAGCCUCCAACAUUCUCAGCAACUUUAAUGGAACCUCUAGCUUGACUCCUCUUCUUGGUGCUUUCAUUGCUGAUUCCUUUGCAGGCCGUUUUUGGACAAUUGUUGUUGCCACUCUCAUCUAUGAAUUGGGACUAAUUACAAUAACAAUUUCAGCUAUACUACCCCAUUUUCACCCUCCACCUUGCCCAACACAAUUGAAUUGUGAAGAAGCCAAGUCCUCACAACUAUGGAUACUCUAUCUAGCACUCUUUCUCACAUCUCUUGGAACAGGUGGCAUUAGAUCAUGUGUUGUACCCUUCUCAGGAGACCAAUUUGACAUGACCAAAAAAGGUGUUCAAUCUAGAAAAUGGAACCUUUUCAAUUGGUACUUUUUUUGCAUGGGAUUGGCUUCUUUAAGUGCUUUGACAAUUGUGGUUUAUAUUCAAGAUAAUAUGGGCUGGGGUUGGGGCCUUGGUAUACCAACCAUUGCAAUGUUGAUAUCCAUAAUUGCUUUUAUGUUGGGCUCACCACUCUAUAAAACUAUGAAACCAAAUGGAAGCCCAUUUGUUCGAUUGGCCCAAGUGAUUGUGGCAGCUAUAAAAAAGAGGAACCAGGCUUUGCCACAAGAUCCCAAGCUUUUAUACCAAAAUAGUGAGCUUGAUUCUCCUAUAUCUUUGGAAGGAAGGCUUUUACACUCGGAUCAAUUUAGAUGGUUAGACAAGGCUGCAAUUAUAACAGAGGAAGAAGCCAAAUAUCCCAAUGCACAACCAAAUUUAUGGAAUUUAGCCACUAUUCAUAGAAUUGAAGAGUUAAAAUGCAUCAUUAGAAUGCUUCCAAUUUGGGCCUCUGGAAUUUUACUCAUAACUUCAUCAUCACAUCAAAAUAGCUUUGUCAUUAUACAAGCUCGUACAAUGAAUCGUCACCUCUCUCAUUCAUUCCAAAUUUCACCAGCCAAUAUGUCAAUUUUCAAUGUACUAACCAUGAUGAUAGGUGUUAUUCUAUACGAACGCCUUUUCGUUCCAUUCGCUCGUAGAUUCACAAAAAAUCGUGCGGGAAUAACAUGUUUACAAAGAAUGGGAGUAGGAUUUGUGAUUAACAUUAUAGCCACUAUAGUUUCAGCACUAGUGGAAAUUAAAAGAAAGAAAGUUGCUUCCAAAUACCAAUUAUUGGAUAAUCCAAAAGCAAUUAUUCCUAUUAGUGUGUUUUGGUUGGUACCUCAAUAUUGUUUGCAUGGUGUGGCUGAAGUUUUUAUGUCUGUUGGACAUUUAGAAUUUCUGUUUGAUCAAUCACCUGAAAGUAUGAGAAGUAGUGCUACUGCUUUGUAUUGCAUAGCUACAGCUAUUGGAAGCUUUAUUGGUACAUUAUUGGUAACACUAGUGCAUGAUUAUACUGGUAAGGAAAAAAGUUGGUUACCUGAUAGGAACCUUAAUAGAGGUAAAUUAGAGUGCUAUUACUUUCUUGUUAGUGGGAUUCAAGUCAUAAAUUUUAUUUAUUAUGUAAUUUGUGCUUGGUUUUACACUUAUAAGCCCUUGGAAGAAAUUAGUGAAAUGAAUAUUAAGGAAGAAGAUUUGGAACAGGUUGAUGGAAAUGUGUCAUUUGUUAGUUUAAAAGAAGGUAAGGAGGAUGAGAAAAGAGAAUUUGCAAAGGAUGAAUGAAUUUAUGAUCUUGUUGGUAGUAUAGUGUGGUAUUCUGAUUAAUGUACUAGCUAGUGUUGAGCUAAUAAUGUAAGCACAUGUCAUAGUUUAUUUCUAUUUGGAAAUUAAUUAUGUUAA
Molecule: messenger RNA, 2489 nt
Organism: Cicer arietinum (chickpea)
Lineage: Eukaryota; Viridiplantae; Streptophyta; Magnoliopsida; Fabales; Fabaceae
Product: protein NRT1/ PTR FAMILY 3.1-like
Biological process (GO): transmembrane transport
Cellular component (GO): membrane
Molecular function (GO): transmembrane transporter activity
Source: RefSeq, a predicted model, not a curated record